Molecule: messenger RNA, 951 nt
Organism: Paramuricea clavata
Lineage: Eukaryota; Metazoa; Cnidaria; Anthozoa; Malacalcyonacea; Plexauridae
Source: the annotation of a GenBank genome assembly
AUGCCAUCCAACAAGUCCUCAGUGGUAUCGAAGGUGCUCGUAAUGUUAGCGAUGACAUCAUCAUUUUUGCGUUUACGCUCUAAGAACCUUACGUUGAAUGCCAAAAAGUGCGAGUUCAACAAAUCCUGCAUCGAGUUCUUUGGGUAUAUAUUCUCCAGAAAUGGUUUCUCCCCAGACCCCAAGAAAGUCUCUGCCAUCAACAACACCAGUCCCCCUACCACCGUUCAUGAAGUUCGAAGUUUCCUCGGUAUGACCAACUACUGCUACCGAUUUAUCCCCAAUUAUUCCACCAUCACCGAACCCCUUCGUACGCUUACCAAAUCCGAUCAGCCCUGGACAUGGACACCCCAGUAUCAACACGCCUUUGAUCAGCUGAAGCAUCUUCUCACCAGCGACACCGUUCUCUCGUACUUCAACCCCCACAAAGAAGCCACCAUACUUGUCGAUGCCAGCCCUGUUGGUCUUGGUGCUAUUCUUUGCCAAGAUAACCAUGUUGUUGCCUAUGCAAGUCGUUCUCUCACUCCCGUAGAACAACGGUAUUCCCAAACAGAACGAGAAGCCCUCGGUGUACUGUUUGCUUGUGAACAUUUUCAUCUUUACAUAUACGGCGCGAAAUUCAACAUCAUCACAGAUCACAAACCUCUUGAACGCAUCUUUACCAAUCCCACUGCUCGUUCCAAUGCCCGAUUAGAACGCUGGGCCCUCAAGUUUCAACCAUAUCACUUCACCACUUCCUAUUCUCCUGGCAAAACCAAUCCCGCGGAUUAUCUGUCCCGUCACCAUCUAGCUACAACCCACCCUUCCACUGCAUCCGACCAGGCGGAAGAAUAUAUCGCGUUCUUAGCAGAUCAUACCACCCCAAAAGCUAUGACCGUUUCUGAAGUGAAACAAUUCACCCGUGCCGACCCCACUCUGCAAGCCGUCAUCGAAGCCCUCCGUAACAACUCCUGA